GACGGGGAGGGGAGAUGUCGGAUGAGGUGGCUGGGUCGCCUGUUUCUGGGGAGGGUCCGUCAUGGUCGGUUAAAGCACGGGGUGAUUGCACUAAUGUGGAGCGGAUGUUGGCGAUGCCAUCUUCGAAGAUCUCGUUGCGCUGUUGGAGGUGACGGAUUGUCAGCUCAAGGGAGUCGAGUCGCGAGUUCUGCGCCUCGAAGUAUGGACCCAUCGCUAUUAGGGGGCAGGUUUGCUCGUGUGUCAUGCGUUCGGCGCGCUUGACUUUGACGGGACAUCCGUAUUUCGAUGCCGCGCAGGGAUGGAUGACCUCCGGGCAGGUCUCGAUGUGUUCGCGCAGUGCCUUGCGGAAUACGCUGGUCUGGCAGUCGGGACAGGUUGUUUUGAGACUCGGGCAUAGUUCUUUGACGUGCUCCUGCAGGAAGGAGUUGGUUAGCAAGAGCGGUUUGCGGCUGUCGCGCAACGGCACCUACCUCGUAGUCUUGCUCCAUGAUGUACUCGUCGCAGCGCAGGCAGCGAUGGGGCUCGUGCAGACACCGGCCCUCCGGGCUGAGGGCCUUCUUCCGGGUCUUCUUGCUGCAGGAGCCGUCCGGGCAGUCGACGAGCCUGUAGCCGCAGUACUUGUCGACGUGCGACUGGACAUGGCCCCGUGGGACGAUUUCACUGCAGCCUUCGUCGCGGAAAGGGCAGCGCACGCGGAUUUCAUCGCACAUGUUGACCAGCAGACGAGGCACAUUGAGGUAGACGCCCCUCGUGGGGGUGCGACAGGUGGGACAUGUAAAGUCGUCUCGACUCGCGGCGAGCGCGGUGAUGGCGGAAUUCAGGCAUUUCUGGCAGAACACAUGGUCGCAUUGGAGACGCACCGGGCGAACGAAGGGGCAGCGACAUAUCGGACACAUGAGGUGGUCAUCGUAGGUGGAGACGGUCUCCAGAGAGCGGAGGUCGACAAUCUCGUCUCGGUCGCAGGCUGUCUCCAUCGCGAGCAGUUCCUCGAGGGUGAUGCUUGCCAUAAUCCCAUCCCCCUUCCGACGCGCGAAAGUUCCAACUUAUAUUGUCCGUCCAGCGAUUCCUCCGCCGACCGAGUCAACCCUGUACAGGGAAAGGAGCGAGGACAAUGAAGGGGUCGUCAGUCUAGAUGCCGCAGGGGUGGGGGUGAAAAUGAAACAAUAGCACGGAGCGACCACCCGUGGGAGGAGGGGGGGUUACACGAUGGGCGAAAGUGGCAGCGG
This is a messenger RNA of Aspergillus heteromorphus CBS 117.55, 1226 nucleotides long. RefSeq lists its product as uncharacterized. Lineage: Eukaryota; Fungi; Ascomycota; Eurotiomycetes; Eurotiales; Aspergillaceae. The record is from RefSeq and is a predicted model, not a curated record. The transcript has a single exon. Bases 243 to 1115 code for a protein of 290 amino acids.